UUGUCGGCAGUACGGCGGCGGAGUGGGGGGUGAGACAAGCACGUUCGCCUGGCGGGGAAGUGGCGGGGAGGGGCCGACCGCUCGGGCCAGAGCGGCCAGAACGUCUGGUUAGUCGCUGCGUCGAACACGCUCGCGGGCGCUCGGCGCCGCUUUUUAUCGAUACUGCGGCAUCGAAAGAGAGCUGCGAUACGUGGCUCACUGAAGACGCGAUUUUGGACAUCAUAUUAGUACCACCUGCCGCGUACAGUUUUUUGAUCCGCGUUUGCUAGACGUCUGCACUGUAGGAGCAGUAUCUGAUUAGUCGAGUGUCUACCAGAACAGCGCGCAGCUCGAUGAAGUGUUUCACAGCUCAACAUGCAAGCGCACCUACCUGCGUGGAAUACGGGGACCGCUCCUGUUGACACUUGCUCAGUGAGACAGAGGUAAACAGUGCCGUCGUGUGCGACACAUCCAGUCCCCCCUCCUCCCCCCCCCCCUCCUGCCACCUUCCACCCCCUCCCCCCCCACCUCCCUCGCGCCCCCGUACCCCCUCCACGCGGCCGCGCGGCUGUCAAGAGGCAAUCUGUAAGCGGCUCACCAAUACGACGACUCGCCGUGACCGCGUGGCUCCCGAGCCAGAUCCUAAUUUAUCGGGGCCGAUAAACCGGCCGUGGCAGCCAGCAGCUUUGAAGUGUGCCGCGCCGCCGCAGGCACAGACGCGCCGGCGAGAAGCGAGCGGCCGGCUGCUGCCUCCCGCCUCCUCCAGCGCACCCCGCCGGCGGAACGAGACGGCGCGGUGGAGAGAAGAGAAGAGAAGGACGGCGGCGACAAAAGGAAGCACGCGAGGAGGAGCUCGCCUAAUAAAUCUGCGCCUGCAAUUGCAAUACUUCUCCCCUUCAUUUGCCCCGGCCUGUAGCCGUUCGCCCCGGAGGAGUCGACCAAUCGCCCCGCGGUCGGCGGUCGUCGCAGACGUCUGCCCUGGCCAGCCCUCUUCAGCGUCAACUGGGGACCGCCUUCCAGCUCUUCACUGUGCGCCAGUUCGAAGACAUUGGGCUACGACUGUGCUUGUCAAACUACACUGACAUUUCGACGCGAAUUGUAACACUUUCUUCCAUUCCGCAGGAAAGUGACUGGUAAAGAACUGUGAAAAAAAGAUAUAUUCUGCCGUGUGACAGUUGAACAGUGCUGAGAUAUGGACAUUUGAGAUGACUAGAUCCAAGACAUCAAUGGCAACAUGUGAAGUGUGUUGGUAGAAGUGCAUUUUAAGUGGAUAUGCUGAUAGUGGACAAGAAUUUUGGGCAGGCCUAUCAGGGAAAUACACUGUACACUACCGAAGUUGAGAAUGAGUAUAUCUUCCCUAAUGGAGUGGAAAAAAGAAUUCUGAAAGUGACUUCUCAAUACUUUUGAGGUGGCCUGGGAAGCGAAAUUGGUGAGUGUGUGUCGUUUGCACCUAGGGGACGUAAAAUACAUGGUCACAUAGUGUUUGAUUGGAGUGAUAAAACUGAAUGUUUUAGAGUGAUGGUGUAUUUGUGAAGAUGCUUCCGUUGUCAUUAAAUGGUAUGAGUAAAGAAUAUUUGAACUGAACUUCUGGGAUUGGUAAGCUUGUAAUCGUUAGUAGACUGGUGUACUUUGGAUAGACUUGCUUCGACGCUGGAAACUGAGCAUCCAAUUGGGACCAAAUAAUAAUUCUGAAGUGGCCUGGGAGUGAUACUAAUGACAGUAUCAUUUUACACCGACAGGACUACCUGAAGUCGUCGAUAUUUCAGUUUGAACGGGCCUGUAGAGCAGUGAUAUACGGAUGGAUGUCAGAUUAACCUGCUAGGCGUUGCGCGUUUGAGCAGAGAUCGUACCUAUAGCAGCGCAGACGUCCACCGAUGAGCAGGCGGUGAGGAGAGUCGGAGACGUGAUCCGAUGGACGCAGUGGGCUUCCUGAGGGUGCGCAGUCUGCCCCAGAUGUGCAGCAGCCCGCUGGCCGCCUCCGACUCGGCGCCGGGCAGCCCGCUGGAGGCGUCGCCGCAGCCGCCUCCGGGACGGCGCCUCCGCGACGACGACACGGACGCCGACGAAGACGACGACGACAUUAGCGUGGGCUGCCCGUCGCCCUCGCCGGCGGCCGUCCGCCGCCAGCAGCAGCGCCAGCGCAGCCCCGUCUCGUCGCCCGGCUCCUCCACCUGCCGCACCGCGACCUGCGACGCCGCCUCCGACGACGACGACGAGGACGACGACGUCGUCCGGCGCGACGAGGAGGAGGACGACUACUUCAAGCCGCUCAAGAGGCUCAAGAUGAUGAACAUCGACAAGGCGGCGGCGGAGAGGCCUGCCAGGCCGACGCCGCCUCCGCUGCCGAGCGGAGUCGAGCGGACCGCCUCGGCGACGCCCCCACGAGCCUCCGGAGGCGGCGUAAAGUCCUUCUUCAUCCUCGACAUCCUGAACCACUGCCCGCGUACCAACGGCCAGCAGCAGCAACAGCCGCCCCCGACGUCGGCGGCGCCGCCUCCGGGCGACCCGACGCCCGCCUCUACUGCCCGGAUCGUGCGCCCCUGGGACUUGGGCCCCGCGGCGGCGGCGGCGGCCGUGGCGGCGGCGGCGGCAGCGGCGGCGGCGGCCGGGGGCGGCGUCGUGCCGGUGGACAGGUACCGCGCCAGCGCCGCCGCCCACCACCACCGUCCCAAGUCGGCGGACUUCUGCUACGCCAGCGAGACCACGUGCAGCAGCGGCCGCUCCAGCAGCGACUGCUGCACCAGCCCGGACCUCGCCGCCAGCCCGGCGUCGGGGGCGGCGGCGUCGGCGGCCAGACACCCGGGGGCGGCGCAGAGCUCCGGGGGCGGCGGCAGGCACCCGGCGCGAUGCGGCAAGGGGGCGGCGGGCCAGCACCACGGCAAGGGCGGCGCCCAGGGCAGCAACACGUCGCCGCUGGACGCGCUCUUCCAGAUGACGAGCAAGACCUUCGAGGAGCUCAACGGGGAGGCCGUAUCAGAGGGCCAAGCCAGCCACCUGAACCUGUUCAACUCGCGGCAGCAGGCGAAGAAGAAGCGGAAGUCGCGCACGGCGUUCACCAACCAUCAGAUCUUCGAGCUGGAGAAGCGCUUCCUGUACCAGAAGUACCUGUCACCUGCGGAUCGCGACGAGAUUGCGGGUCAACUGGGCCUGAGCAACGCGCAGGUCAUCACGUGGUUCCAGAAUCGGCGUGCCAAGCUCAAGCGCGACAUGGAGGAGCUCAAGAAGGACGCCGGGUCCACCGACGUCUUGACCGCGCACAGGUCCUUCCUGGAGAAGGUCACCGACCUCGGCAUUCUGAAGAAGAAGGCGCCCUCGAGCAUGGCGGCAGCUGCGUCCUCUGUGGGGGUAGCAUCUGGAGUCUUCGGGGGCGGAGGCGACUCGGGUGUCGACAAGUAGAGGGCACUUCUGCAGGACAAGUCACACAGCGUGGAGUAACUGGGUGGACACUAACUACGUAAACAUUUGAAUUCUGAAGAGUGCGACUCACUUGUGUGAUAUCUCGCCACAGAGCACUGUUCAGGCACUUUUUGACAGGUAUUUUGUUCCUGUUAUGAGAGAUGGUCACUUUCCCAUUUCACAGUCACUUCACCAAUAGUCGACUGGAAGAACUUUGCAAGUAUUCAAACGUCCGUGAAUGGACUGGUCAGGAGCUGAGUGACUUCGAACGUGGACUAGACGUUGUUUGUCACUUGAGUAACAAAUCCACCACGGACGUCUCAACACUUGUGAAGGUCUUCCACUCAUCACUGUCAGGAUUUAUGCGAAACUGCGAGCUCAGAAAGAUGAGGACUCACUAUGUUAACCUUUAUAAAAGUGAAGAAACCUAGGACUCAACAGAUGUUGAGUAACGCGUGGCAAGACGUUUAUUGUUGCGAACAUUUACCACUACAGAAGAUCCAGUUCUAGAUUUCAUGAUAAAUUGUUAUAAAAAUGUAGUCAACACUGAAUAAUACUGUCUUACGAAUGAUGGAAAAGUUACAUAGCUGCAGCCGGCUUUCGCUUUGAAACGUAAAAGUUUGGACUGUUCUGUAGCUUCUAUGGUGCACUUAAAGUCUUAAUCCGUACAAAAAGAAAAAAAAACCCUUAUCAAUAAUACUUCAGUUACUUUGCGGAAUUGGCAUCUCUAAUGGAAGAAAAGGGAAAGUUAUGUAGCAAAAACGAAUUUAGGGAGACAAGAACGCUAUUAAAGAAAGAAAAACUACUGUAUAACCAGUGAAUAAAUGUGUUAUAACCAUGGUGCUGUUUGGAUGCUUAGCUCCAAAUUCAGAUCACAUAUCGUUUCAUGAUUGAAAAACUAGUAACUUUAAUGAGUAUCAAAGAAUGGUUUUGUUGAUCUAACGGUUUAGCUUACAGUCAUAUUUACAAAUGCAGUUCCGUCUUACAUGAAAACUGUUUUUCACUUUCAGCCCCUUGCUAAAUUUUCUGUUUAUAAAUUCCAAUAACAUAAGCACAUUCCCGCGAACAUAAUAUGAGGGAUAUUGUGCAUAAUUUUACUAUGAAGUCUUAUUUUAAUACAAUUAUCUGACACUGUUAGAAGGAGAGCGAGAGCUAUAUCAGUGUAAAAAGCUCCCAAAAAAGAAGUUUUACUGCCUAGGUCGCUGGCAGUUGAUAUGUAUGUUGACUACCAGCUUCAGUGAAGUUGAGCAGGUCUGAAGACAUCAAUAAAGCAUCGCUGGAAUUAGUAAUCAUUAUAUAUAUAUCAACUGAGAUAGGGGCAAAAAACUUCUAUGUUGGAAGCUGUAUUACAUGUCUGUAUUUUGUGUAUAAUAUCGUGAAGGUGCUAUUUAUCGAGAAGUUACAUUCUCUGUAACAUGUUCAUAUCACGAGGAAUGAGUAUGACAAAGCAGGGGGCAUGGUAGUGUAUGUUCAGCUCAUUUCUGCUUCAGAGACAAGAACGUAUGUGCAGUGCUGUGACAAUUGCAUCUGGUGUCGCUCUAAAGAGAGAGAUGAAGGUUGCAAAUGUGAAUACUCGCCAGGGAGUGUAGCUAACUUGCGUCAUCGUUUCGUACAUGUAAGUGCUUCAAGCUGUAGUUCCGUAACUGUGAAAACAGAGGUCAAUAUCUACCUUUAUUAUCCUAAUUUUGUUACUUCGCUUCAAUUUUGUCGCAACCACAGUGAAAUCCAUAAAGGAUAUAAAUUGUAAAUUCAAGUUACUUGUGUCAAAAGUGAUUGGUUAUCUCAGACUAAUAGGAAUAAACAACAGCUAGCGUAGAGAGAUAGAUAUAAAUGUUGUAGUCUUACAAUAACAAUAGAAAUGGCGAAUCGAAUUGCUGUAAUAUAUAUUCAUACAGUUAUAUAUCCACGAUAAUUUAUUCCUAUGUGAGUUAAUAAAACAGUAUUA
Messenger RNA from Schistocerca gregaria, 5320 nucleotides. RefSeq names its product homeobox protein engrailed-1-like. The coding region runs from base 1891 to 3375 and encodes 494 amino acids. Gene Ontology annotation, molecular function: DNA-binding transcription factor activity, RNA polymerase II-specific; DNA binding. The record is from RefSeq and is a predicted model, not a curated record. NCBI's taxonomy places the organism in Eukaryota, Metazoa, Arthropoda, Insecta, Orthoptera, Acrididae. Gene Ontology annotation, biological process: regulation of DNA-templated transcription. The transcript has 2 exons.